AUGUCCAUUUCUCAAUCUUCACCACCAAAAAAACUAAACUUUACUGGGAAAAAAAAAAUACAGGGUAAAUUUUUUUUGCCAUUUUGUUUUUCUUCAAUAAUGGUUGAAUCGAAGCAUACAGGGCCAUGCUAUAAUGGCCACAUUAUAGUUAUAUCAUUUCCUUUACAGGGUCAUGCAGCUCCGCUGAUCAAGCUUUCAAACAGGAUAAGAAAAUUUGGAGUUAAAGUGACAUUUGUAACUACAGAGUUUAUCCACUCUAAAAUGGCUUCUUCAAUGCCUGGACCUGAUGAGACAGACGGGAAUCCAAUCAGGUUCGUGUCGUUUCCUGAUGGGUUGGAGUCUGAUAUUGAUAGGAAAGAUCAGAAAAAGAUGAGCAGUAGUAUAUAUAAAUUGAUGCCUGGUCAAUUGGAAGGAUUGCUUAACCAGGUUAAUAAUGGUUCUGCUGCUGCUGAUCAUGAUGGUGAGAAGUUUACAGGUGUUAUUGUGGAUUCGCCGUUGGCAUUUCUGAUGGAUAUUCCUAAGAAAAUGGGGAUCAAAUGUUCUACUUAUUGGUGCUCUACUCCUGGAUGCUUGUCUCUCGGAUGCAAUGUUGAAAAGCUUGUGGAGGCUAAAGUCAUUGAUCCUGUUGAUGGGACCCCGCUGAAGAGCGAUGAGAGGGUUCAGUUAGUACAAGGGAUGCCAGGAAUGCGCCCGAACGAAUUCACCUGGUGUUUUCCGGCUGAUCUAGAUCGUCAAAGAGAAAUGUUUCACUACUUCAAAGGAGUGGUGGACAACAUGAUUCGUAAAUCAGAUUUUAUUUUGUGCAACUGGUUCCACGAUCUUGACAAAAGUGGCUCGAAUUUGGUCCCGAAUCUUCUCCCUGUUGGUCCAUUACUUGCUGACGGCCAAUCUGCUGGAAGUUUUGAAUCAGAAGACUCCAGUUGUGUAACCUGGCUUGAUAAACAGGCUCCAAAGUCAGUCAUUUAUGUUGCAUUUGGAAGCACUUCUAGGUUCAGCGAAGAACAGAUCAAGGAGAUUGCAUCAGGGCUCGAACUUAUGGAGAAACCUUUCCUUUGGGUGGCAUGGUCCGGCCUAACCAAUGGAACUUCCAUGUCAUUUCCUGAUGGAUUCGUCGACAGAGUCGCAGGUCGUGGGAAAAUCGUUGAUUGGGCGCCUCAAGAAAGGGUCCUAGCUCAUCCUUCCAUUGCCUGUUUCAUAAGCCAUUGUGGUUGGGGUUCAUUCAUGGAGAGCAUAAGCAUGGGAGUACCAUUCCUGUGUUGGCCAUAUUUUGGAGAUCAGUUGUACACACAGACUUGUAUCUGUGAAGCAUGGAAAGUAGGGCUUUGGUUAAAUGCUGAUGAAAAGGGGAUCAUUUCAAGGAAUGAGAUUAAGAAACAAGUCGAUAACUUGUUUUCUGAUGAAAAAAUCAGAUCAAAUGCAAUGAAGCUGAAAGAAAUGGCCAGAGAGAGCAUCAGUGAAGGCGGAUCUUCAUACAAAAGCUUGGAGCAUUUUGUCAGCCAAUGCAGUAAUAGUAGUACUACUACCACUAAUGGUGCUUCAGGGCACUGA
Oldenlandia corymbosa var. corymbosa is the source of this 1548-nucleotide messenger RNA. Lineage: Eukaryota; Viridiplantae; Streptophyta; Magnoliopsida; Gentianales; Rubiaceae. The record is from the annotation of a GenBank genome assembly.